Messenger RNA from Schistocerca cancellata (South American locust), 2250 nucleotides. RefSeq names its product protein O-linked-mannose beta-1,4-N-acetylglucosaminyltransferase 2-like. The coding region runs from base 272 to 1969 and encodes 565 amino acids. Gene Ontology annotation, molecular function: protein O-acetylglucosaminyltransferase activity. Gene Ontology annotation, biological process: protein O-linked glycosylation via mannose. NCBI's taxonomy places the organism in Eukaryota, Metazoa, Arthropoda, Insecta, Orthoptera, Acrididae. Gene Ontology annotation, cellular component: endoplasmic reticulum. The record is from RefSeq and is a predicted model, not a curated record. The transcript has a single exon.
GGCAUAGUACAGAGAUGUUAGUGAAAUAACAUAAAGAUGUGAAGGGCAGUGGCUGUGUGCUGUUUUUGUUUGUAAACAUCAAUUGCUUCAUAAUGUGUUUAUGUAUUGUGUUCCAAGCUGUUUGCAGAAAUAACACGUAUUUACAGGAGCUGGCUUUCGGAAUAUUCUGUUGUGAAAGAUUUGUAAUUAAGGCAGUUACGAACACUGUAUUUCAUAAGAGGGACAUACGCUGAAACUGUUGUCUGAAGGUAAAAUAAAACUGAAAUGUAAAAUGAUGUUGCUUCAUUUAAGUGCAGUUGCUGUUACAGUUGCGAUGUAUUUUUAUGUAUUAAACGACGACUUCCACAAGAUGUGGUGUGAGCUAAUGUCAUGCACUCGUACUGAAAAAACUGAUCAGCACAUUGUCAAUGGUUCAUCUGUUUGGUGUACAUUCACAGAGCAUGGUAAACGGUUGUGCAGUUUUAAGAACUUGUAUUUUAAGCCACAGGAAAAUUUAUUUUUGUUUUUGCUCAACGAGGAUUCAGUUGUCUCUGGUAUUGGAAGCAAAGAGGAUCUGAAGAGUUUUGACGCCUCAGCGGUCUUAAAUCACAACCGAUUCCAUCUUCAAAUAGUUCCAGUUUCCGCAGAUGACAACAUUAUUGGAAAAAACUUAAGCUUUCUUGAUUCAGUGUUCGCUCUGUGGCGGUUCAAAAUGGACAAUAUCAUGCAUGUUUUGCAUGACGAUUUACUGCCCCUUUAUUACACAUACUCACAUAUAUGCAACGGUGACAUAGAACUAUGUCGGGAAAAGUAUAGAUUGUUUUUCGUAGAUGAUGGUGGAAUAGGUACAUUGCAUGAAUGGUACAAAUUGUUUUCUACCAAAGAACCUAUCCAGACAACGGAACUGAAAUCUCAUGACGUGAUCUGUUUCAUUCAUUGUCAUGUGGGCCUUGUUUCAAACACCCUGUGGUACCAGUACGGGUUUGGGCGGCCCCAAGGGCCCAUUAAAAAUCUCAAUCUACAUGGCCAUUUGUUAUUACAGUUUUCUGCUUUCAUUAAGAAAAAAUUAAAUCUAUCAUCUGUUAAGAAGUCAGAAAGGCAAAAGCAGAGUGUUUUGCUUAGUAGACAAAUAAACCGCCGGAUUUUGAAUGAAAUAGAGCUGAUAAACUCAAUGAAACAAACAUAUCAUUCCAUUUUUCAUGGUGAAAGUCUCAGAAUUGACAAAUUAGAUUUGUCCACGAAUGACACAAAGACAUUAGUGUCACUUAUACAUAAUUCAGACAUUGUUAUUGGGAUGCAUGGCUCUGCUAUGAUCCUUUGCCUUUUUGUGAAGCCAGGGGCUUUGGUUAUUGAAAUAUUUCCCUUUGGUAUUAAUCCUGAUUAUGUUUCACCAGUAAAGGCCCUUAGCAAGGUUGCUGGUUCAUUUUUCAAUUAUUUCCAGUGGGUUAAUGAAAAAGAAAAUAAUUCCUUUCCAAAUGAGAAUGCACACCAAUUACAUGGUGGUAUCAGUCACUUGUCAGAAGGAGAAAAGGCGUAUAUUAGAAGUAUCAAGGAAGUGCCUGCUGUUGAAUGUUGUCAUAAUACAGUCUAUUUAUAUCGUAUGUUCCAGGAUACUGUUGUUGGUCAAGAAUUUCUAGCCUUAUUUUCAAAAGCUAUCCUGAAACAUAAUGAUUCUGCACAUACUACAUCUAGCACAAAGGAAAAUUUAAUUGAACACUGGUACUUCCCUGCUCAAGUAAGAAAUUUAACAUGUGUAGUUAAUAAUCAGAAAAUUGCUGUCAAAUGGAUGACACCUCUUAAUGUGAAGACUAAUCAUAAGUAUGAAAUAACUUUAUCAAGUGGAGAUUGGCACUUGACAGUUACAGCAGAAAAAACAGAUGUAUUAGCCACAGUCCAAUCAAAGGCAAAUAUGAAAACUAUACAGGUGUGGGUAAAAUGCAUAGCUCAAGGUGUUGAGAGCUUGGAUGCAUACACUGAAUGUAGCAAUUGAUGAUUUUUGUCAUAACGUUGCUUCAUUGAAAAUAGUUGUCUGUUUUUCAUAUUCAGAUGAUUCAUGCCAGCACUGUAUGGAUUGUAUCCUUUUUUGGUAAUAUUUAUGGUAUAUUACAUAAAGGAGCCCAGUUCAUUGAAUUUUGGCAGUUUUUUAGAGUUUUUUUGUCAUAAAGUUAUGCAAUUUUCUUAGUUUCAUCUAUAAAUUAAUAUUUCCUAAAUUACAUGAAAUGUCUGGAAUUUACUUGUUUCUUAUAUACUCUUCAAAAUAUAAGCAUACUG